GGCACUUCUCAGGAGCCGCCCACGUCGCCUCUUGCCCGCCAUACAUUUCCGCUUCCGGUUCUUAAUUCCGGAAGUUGCCGUUUGAGGUAGCGUGGUACUUGGUGUGGUCUUUGUGAGAUUUUUGCCAUGGCGUACCGGGGCCAGGGCCAGAAAGUGCAGAAGGUGAUGGUGCAGCCCAUCAAUCUCAUCUUCAGAUACUUGCAAAAUAGAUCCAGGAUUCAGGUGUGGCUCUAUGAGCAAGUGAAUAUGCGGAUAGAGGGCUGUAUUAUUGGCUUUGAUGAGUACAUGAAUCUUGUAUUAGAUGAUGCAGAAGAAAUUCAUUCUAAAACAAAGUCAAGAAAACAACUGGGUCGGAUCAUGCUAAAAGGAGAUAAUAUUACUCUGUUACAAAGUGUCUCCAACUAAAAAUGAUUGAAGAAUUAAGACAGCAGUGAAGUGAGGUGGCAAUUAUGAUAACGUGAAAAAAUGCAGCUGUUUAAGUGGUUUGCCCUGGGAGUAUUUGUGAAACAUUUUUUCAUAUUGUUUUGAUUACCCUUAUGUUAUUACUGCACUGGCAAUAAAUGUUGGAUUGUUUUUAUUAAAAAA
Heterocephalus glaber (naked mole-rat) is the source of this 585-nucleotide messenger RNA. It is a transcript of the gene Snrpe, whose product is annotated as small nuclear ribonucleoprotein polypeptide E. Gene Ontology annotation, cellular component: spliceosomal complex. Lineage: Eukaryota; Metazoa; Chordata; Mammalia; Rodentia; Bathyergidae. Gene Ontology annotation, biological process: mRNA splicing, via spliceosome. Gene Ontology annotation, molecular function: RNA binding. The record is from RefSeq and is a predicted model, not a curated record.